Penicillium paradoxum is the source of this 3549-nucleotide messenger RNA. RefSeq lists its product as uncharacterized. Gene Ontology annotation, molecular function: catalytic activity; protein binding. Gene Ontology annotation, cellular component: kinesin complex. Lineage: Eukaryota; Fungi; Ascomycota; Eurotiomycetes; Eurotiales; Aspergillaceae. The record is from RefSeq and is a predicted model, not a curated record. The transcript has 2 exons. The coding region runs from base 1 to 3549 and encodes 1182 amino acids. Gene Ontology annotation, biological process: nucleoside metabolic process.
AUGGCUUGCAGAAAUUUGAGCCGCGAUUCCUAUCGCGUGGGAUGGAUCUGUCCCCUGGAGGUUGAACAAAUCGCAGCAAUGGAGAUGUUGGACGAGGAGCAUCAACCUCUACCGCAACCGAGUGGGGACACAAACGUUUACAAUCUCGGCAGCAUCAACGGCCAUAACGUUGUCAUCGCCGGCCUUCCCCGGGUAGGGAACUGCUCCGCGGCCACAGUUGUCACUCAAAUGAAGAUGACAUUCCCAAACACCAAAUACGGCCUGCUAGUAGGUAUCGGGGGCGGCGUACCGGUUGAAACAGAGCAUGGGAUGAUUCGUCUGGGACAUGUGGUGGUCAGCGAACCUACAGGUACACACUCCGGAGCGAUACAAUACGACCAUGGAAAGGCGAAGAUGGGCCAGUUCGAGCGUAAAGGUUUCCUUCCACCACCGCCGACUGUCCUUCUCAAUGCUGCGCGAGAGGUGGCUGUUCGACGUCAACGGAUGGAUUACGAUCCCGUUUGGAAGAAUCUAGAAAGGAUUCGGGUUGAUCGUCAAAUACAUCGUCGCUUCAAGUUUCCUGGCGCUGCAAAUGACCAUCUCUACACGGCAGACUAUGAACAUCGGCAAGAAGGGGUGUCGUGUGAAGAUGGUGGAUGCAACGGGAACUAUCGGAUUAAACGGCUGGUUAGCGAAGAAUACAAUCCCGUUGUCGUUGUACAUAGAGGUACAGUUGCCUCGGGCGAAAUGGUGGUUAAAGAUGCUAGGAAGAGAGACAAACUGGCAAAGCAGCAUGGGGUGCUAUGCUUCGAAAUGGAGGCAGUUGGGGUCCUGACUGAUUUCCCGUUCAUGGUUAUACGAGGCAUCUCCGACUAUUGCGAUUCUCAUAAGAACGAUGUGUGGCAUGGCUAUGCAGCGGCAGUAGCAGCCGCCUAUGCAAGAGAGCUCUUCUUUCACAUGUCUAUCGAAGAGCCACAAUUGUGGGUUUCUCAAUGUUAUAAUGUUCAGUGGAAACAGGGUUACGUACAUAACUUGCUGAUGCAUCUUUUUAGAAAUCCUAAUCCAGCGCUUAUCACUUUCGAGCUUCCUUUCAACUUGUCUGCAACGUCCGCAGUAAAUCAAUUCGUUGCAAGAGAGGACGAACUCGCAAAAUUGCAAGAAGUUCUGACGGGGCCUGUCGGGCGCCGUACUGCUGUAGUCCAGGGACUGGGCGGUAUUGGCAAGACGCAGCUCGUGCUUGCACAUAUCAAGCGACAUCGCUCUGGCUACUCGGCGGCAAUAUGGAUGAACGCGAGCGACGAAAUUACGUUAAAGCAAAGCUUUGCUCAGACAGCCGAGUGGAUUCAAUCCCAUUGUCCGUCCAUCACGUACAUGGCAGGAGCCUUGGAAAGUCAGGACCUAGACGAGACGGUGAAAGCAGUCAAACGAUGGUUGAAUGAACCGAUGAAUGACCGCUGGUUAGUUGUCUAUGACAAUUAUGAUAAUCCACUGUUGCGCAACUUUAAGAGGAAAACCCCUAGCCAUGCGUCCUAUAUCGAAGCAACUUCAUGUGGCGAUGAAAGCGAAGACCUUGCGAAGGCUUUUGAUCUUCGCACAUUUCUACCUGAAACUGACCAUGGUGCUAUCAUUGUGACCACACGUUCAUCUAUGGUGAAGCUAGGUCAAACUGUCCGCCUAAGCAAGCUGCAAGAUAUCAACGAUAGUCUUAAACUUCUGGAGUCUGUUUCUAGUCGCGGUGGUUUAAACCAAGACCCAGCUGCCAUUGAUCUUGCAAAGGAGCUCGAUGGGCUUCCCCUAGCUCUUGCUACUGCCGGUGCAUACUUAGAGCAAGUGUCGAUAAGCUACACUGAGUAUCUCCAGUUGUACCGUGAAUCAUGGCGGCAAUUGCACGAAGCAACGCCGCAACUUCCGACGUACGAUCAGACGCUAUUCUCAACGUGGGACGUCUCGUACCAGUAUAUUCGGCAGCAGAGUUCAGUCGCAGCUAUGCUUCUCCACCAAUGGGCCUACUUCGCCAAAGAAGAUCUAUGGUAUGAGCUACUUGAGGGUGCUGGACCGCAAAAGCCGGAGUGGCUAAGAGAACUCAUGAAGGACAAGCUCACAUUCCAUGCAACUAUGAGGCUUUUGUGCAGCCAUGGACUCGUGGAAGCAAAUCCACCCAUGAGAUCGCAUACUACGGAGUCAGGAGGGUAUAGCGUGCACGCAUGUGUCCAUUCAUGGAUGCUUUAUGUGCUGAAUCAAGGGGUGGAUAAUGGUAUGGCUUGGACAGCAAUUAAAUGUGUGGCAGCGCGGGUGCCGGAGCGAAGCAAACGCGAAUAUUGGAUCAUUCAGCGGCGGCUUAUUGCACAUGCAGAUAGAUGCCUGAAGACAUUCGGCGAGACCGAAGUUGGAGGUGAAAUCGCGAGAGCUCUGUAUUCUUUCAGCCUGCUCUACUUGUACCAAGGCCGCCUCCGGGAGGCAGAAGCGAUAUGCAAACGAGCACUGGCAGGUGACGAGAACCUGUGGGGACCAGACGACAUAUGGACGUUGAGUCUCGUGAACAACCUCGGCAACAUUUAUGAAAAUCAGGGAAGGCCCCAAGAGGCAGAAUCAAUGUACAAACGCGCCCUGGAAGGUUACGAGAAGGUGUGGGGAGGAGACUCUCCACUCGUACUUGAUAUUGUCAAUAACCUCGGGGUGCUUUACACAAACCAAGGCCUGCUUCAGGAAGCCGAGGAAAUGUACGAGCGCGCCCUGCAGGGCAAUCACAAGGCCUGGGAACAAGACGAUACAUCAAUAUUAGAUACUGUUAAUAACCUCGGAACACUUUAUGCGAGCCAAGGUCGAUUCCAAGACGCAGAGGCGAUGUACCAACAAGCCCUGGAAGGCUACGAGAAGGCCUGUGGACGAGAGCACACAUCAACACUAGUCGCCGUUAACAACUUGGGUAAUUUGUAUACAACUCAAGGUCGGCUUCAAGAGGCAGAGGCGAUGCACGAGCGAGCGCUAGAAGGAAGGGAAAAGGCUUGGGGACGAGAGCAUACAUCGACGUUAGAAAGUGUCAAUAAUCUCGGUCUCCUUUACAUGGAACAGGGCCGACUCCAAGAAGCAGAAGCAAUGUACACGCGAGCACUCGAAGGUAAAGAGGUUACGUUGGGGCUGGAGCAUACAUCAACCCUAGCUACCAUCAACAACAUCGGUCUUCUAUGUGUACAUCAAGGUCGAUUCCAACAUGCAGAGGCGAUGUAUAAACGAGCCCUGGAAGGCUACGAGAAGGCGUCGGGGACCUCGAUUUUGACUUACAUCCCUGCCUUGGACACAAUUGAGAACCUCGGCAUUCUAUGUGAGAAGCAGGGAGAUAUUGAUAAUGCAAUACUGUAUUAUCAGCGAGCGCGAGCUGGCACUGAGACUGUUUUUGGGCGAAAUAGUGCAAGAUAUGCCCAGCUGUCUACUCGAAUACGGUCGUUGCAGUGUGAAAGUCGUGAAAUUCGUGAAACAUCCGGUCAAGAGAUCAUUCAAAGCGAACAAACUCCCUUGGAGAAAAAGUGGAGGAGCUUCAGAGCGAAACUAUCCCAUAGGUUCAGGUCUUGA